This is a messenger RNA of Scaptodrosophila lebanonensis, 1421 nucleotides long. It is a transcript of the gene TBCC, whose product is annotated as tubulin-specific chaperone C. Bases 176 to 1261 code for a protein of 361 amino acids. The transcript has 2 exons. Gene Ontology annotation, cellular component: cytoplasm. Gene Ontology annotation, biological process: tubulin complex assembly; post-chaperonin tubulin folding pathway. Gene Ontology annotation, molecular function: tubulin binding. NCBI's taxonomy places the organism in Eukaryota, Metazoa, Arthropoda, Insecta, Diptera, Drosophilidae. The record is from RefSeq and is a predicted model, not a curated record.
CUGCGAGCUAAGCCAACAAAAUUUGUUGAAAUUGGAGGAGCAUUUUAGAAAAUUCGAUAAGUAAGAAGAACUGGUGUAGUUUGGAUUGUCGUUGUUAAUUACAGCAGCAGCUGCUGCCAUUAACUAUAAGUUAAGACGGGCAUUUCAUAAAAAGACACAUAAAAUUAACUUCUCAAUGGAAAACUCCAAGCUAAGUGAAGACACCGUGGAUGUGGGAAUUCGGCAAGAUGCAGGUGUACGCAAGGAUCAUCUGUUGCUGGAAAAGCUGAAUAAACGCAACAAAGAGCGUCAAAACUAUUUGGAUGUAAAACUGGAGCAGCGCAGCAAGGAGUGCGCCCAAGACGAGGGCGUAGAUUAUUUUGCGCAGUCAUUUAGACAGCGCGCCUUCGACAUAGAGCAGCGCAUCAAGAACAUUCAGUUGAAUAGUGGCGAUGCUCCGCCACCCGAUCUCAGCAAGCACUUUGCUAACAUAACAUUGGAGAUACAGGAACUGCAGCGUUAUUUGACCGCCUCAACAAUGUUUCUCACGGACUUCAAGAUCAAAUCCUGCCAAAAUAUUGUCAAUACACUGACCAGCAGCAGCGAAGAAGUGCGUCACCGUCUCAUGCCAAAGAAAAAGUUUGGCUUUAGCAGCAAGAAGGUGACCCAGAAGCCGAAACUUGUCGUUGCUGCUGACAAAUUGGAUGCGGCUGAGCGAACGCAGGCCAAAAUGGACGCUUUCAGCUGGACUAUAUCUAAUCAGAGUAAUGCGCAUAUUGUGCUUAGUGGCGAGGAGGUCAAUGGUCAGGAUAUAACCAUUUCCAAUUUACGCAAUUGUCUGGUUGAGCUGCAGGGUCACGCGGGAUCUGUACAGGUCACCAAAGCAAGUAAUUGCACGUUUCUCUGUGGGCCUGUGUCUCGUUCCUUUUUUGCUGAGCAUCUGGAACUGUGCACAGUGGCCAUUGCUUGCCAACAGUUACGUCUGCAUUCCUCACUUCAAACGCGUAUUUAUUUGCAUGUCACCUGCCGCGCCAUUAUUGAGGACUGCCGGCAGAUUGAAAUUGCCGAAUAUAAUUAUGAUUAUGGGGAAUUGGAGGCGGAUUAUGCGCGUGCUGGUCUAGACAAGGCACAAAACAAUUACACAGAUGUCGCCGACUUCAAUUGGCUUUCACCUGAUGUACACUCACCGAACUGGACGCUGCUCAAGGAUCAUGCGGCACCCAAUUGGAGUGCAGUCAGGCGUGAUUUUGAUAGUGGCAAGCAGGCAGCGGCUCUCAUCUAGUGUUGGUGGCGCAGGCGGCUUCUGUUGACGCUGUUCUUGUGUGCUCUCGUCCUGAGUUUGCUGCUUCAACAGUUGCUGCUUAGCAAGUAAUAUUUUUCAUACUCGUAUAUUUAUUUAUGUAUACUUACGCGUAAUAUAGCCAGAGGCAAUAAAUAAUCAA